UCUUCCUGCCUAGGCCGGGCCGCUCGGGGACAGCCACUGGGGAUCCAUGGGGGACGAGAGAGGUCGGGGAGCCUAGCGGGGUCGGAGGCCUGACGUCGGGGGCUGGGUAGUUUCGAGCUGGGGCUACCGUGGUCGCCCAGGCCGCGGGUCGCAGGCCCAUCCCGGCAAAGAGCCGCCUCACAGCCCAGGCCUAGCCGAUGACUUCCGCGAACUAACCACCAGGAGGAGUGCGUGAGAAGGGGAGGGGUUUGUCCUCGGCUCAGGGAGGGUGGGGUGUUGGCUGGAGAGUUUGUAAAAAAGUUGUGAGACGAGCAAGAGGAAGUGAGAAGAGAGGAGUUGGAACUCUACCGGAGGCCGAGGACCGAGAGGUCUCAGGUGAUCUCUGGGAAGCUCCAGUGUCUGGAAGGGAACCGACUGCCUGCCUGGAUAGGAGGGACCUGCUGGCACGUUUGCCCCACCUGAGUCCGGAACUCAAGCUGUGUGUCCCGCUGCGCUUCCCCAGCUUGGCGGCUGUCGUGGCUGCGUCUGCGCCCUAACCAUGAGAAUCCGGAUGGCCGUAAGGUGGACCUGGGCAGGAAAGAGCUGCUUGCUGCUAGCGCUUUUAACGGUGGCCUAUAUCCUGGUGGAGCUCUCGGUUUCCACUUUCCAUUCUUCCCCUGAGACCGGCCUUGCCAGGGAGCGGGGGCCAAGAAAGCUUUCUGACCCCAAGAAUAAUGCAGAGGAUUUGUCUCGACCACUUUAUGAGAAGCCCCCUGCGGACUCCCAUGCACUGGGGGAGUGGGGGAAAGCCAGCAAACUCCAGCUCAAAGAGGAUGAACUGAAGCAGCAAGAGGAGCUCAUUGAGAGAUAUGCUAUCAAUAUUUACCUCAGUGACAGGAUUUCCCUGCACCGUCACAUAGAGGAUAAAAGAAUGUAUGAGUGUAAAUCCAAGACCUUCAAAUAUAGAAGACUUCCCACCACCUCUGUUAUCAUUGCUUUCUACAAUGAAGCCUGGUCGACUUUGCUCCGCACCAUUCACAGUGUUUUAGAAACCUCUCCUGCAGUCCUGUUGAAGGAGAUCAUCUUGGUUGAUGACCUGAGUGACAGAGCUUAUUUGAAGACACAGCUUGAAACUUACAUCAGCAAUCUGGAUAGAGUGCGCUUGAUUCGAACCAAUAAGCGGGAGGGGCUGGUUAGGGCCCGUCUGAUUGGAGCCACUUUUGCUACUGGGGAUGUCCUCACUUUCCUGGAUUGUCACUGUGAGUGUAACUCUGGUUGGCUGGAGCCACUUUUAGAAAGGAUUGGUAAAGAUGAAACAGUAGUUGUUUGUCCUGUUAUAGAUACCAUUGAUUGGAAUACUUUUGAAUUCUAUAUGCAGACAGGAGAGCCCAUGAUUGGUGGAUUUGAUUGGCGUUUAACAUUCCAGUGGCAUUCUGUCCCCAAAGAUGAAAGGGAAAGGCGUGAAUCGAGAAUUGACCCAAUCAGAUCACCCACCAUGGCUGGGGGACUGUUUGCUGUCAGCAAGAAAUAUUUUGAGUACCUUGGAACAUAUGACACUGGAAUGGAAGUGUGGGGAGGUGAAAACCUAGAGCUCUCUUUUAGGGUGUGGCAGUGUGGUGGUAAGUUGGAGAUCCAUCCCUGUUCCCACGUGGGCCAUGUAUUCCCAAAGCGGGCACCGUAUGCUAGGCCCAAUUUCCUACAGAAUACUGCUCGGGCAGCAGAAGUGUGGAUGGAUGAUUACAAAGAGCAUUUCUACAAUCGAAACCCUCCAGCCAGGAAAGAAGCUUAUGGUGAUAUUUCUGAAAGGAAAUUACUACGAGAACGGCUGAAAUGCAAGAGCUUCGACUGGUAUUUGAAAAACGUGUUUUCUAGUUUGCACGUUCCAGAGGAUAGGCCAGGCUGGCAUGGGGCGAUUCGCAGUAUAGGAAUCUCUUCUGAAUGCUUAGAUUAUAAUUCUCCUGACAACAACCCCACAGGUGCUAACCUUUCACUGUUUGGAUGCCAUGGUCAAGGAGGCAAUCAAUUCUUUGAAUAUACGUCAAACAAAGAAAUUCGGUUUAAUUCUGUAACGGAGUUAUGUGCAGAGGUCCCUGAGCAAAAGAAUUAUGUAGGAAUGCAAAAUUGUCCGAAAGAUGGAUUUCCUGUUCCAGCAAACAUUAUUUGGCAUUUUAAAGAUGAUGGAACCAUUUUUCAUCCACACUCAAAUCUGUGUCUUAGUGCUUAUCGGACACCUGAGGGCCGACCGGAUGUACAAAUGAGAACUUGUAAUGGUCUAGAUAAAAAUCAAAUCUGGAGGUUUGAGAAAUAGAAGAGCACAACUGCACUCUCAUUGUGUGCUGACAAUAGCUUCAGGAAAGUUGACAAGCCUCAGUGAAGACUAUAUUUUAUCGGAAAUUACCUAACAUCUGCGAGAACUAUAAAAACUGCUUCAUUUUGGUAUAUUACACUGAACUGGGUAUACCGCGUGCUGCUGUUUAAUAUUUCAAAGUGCCUUACUUAUGGGUUGUUUUAUUUAAGAGCUUUGUUGGUGUGGUCCCUUACUUCUCUUUAAAGAAGUAACUGUGAAUUGAGAUGCACAAACCAUUUAAGUGCCAGACUUAAUAUUAAAGAAUGUAUACUAUAUGUUGAGGUAUGAGGUAUGAUUUAUGUUGAUGAGUAAGUUCACAGCACAUCUCAUUUUUUUUAAAUAAAACUUAAAAUUGUGCAGUUUGAGUUAAUGCUAUUUUGAUUAUAUAUAGAAUUUUAAUUUCUUUCAGCCAGCUCAUUGAAUUCUUUAUUUUGUUUGCUUAUUUUUUAAACCAAAUUUUCCUUUAAUCAAGUAGAAAUCAAAGAAAAUUAAUCUUAAAGAGAAAGGGCCUAGUUUAGCUAUGAGUAUUAUUGGAAAAGGGCAUUAGUUUGAAUGUGAGUUUGCAGGUCUUUUUAGCAUACAGACAUCUCAGAAAAAAUAUACCCAUAUCUGAAUGAAAAAGGAAGAUACUUACAUUUCACACUUUGUAAACCUGAGCUGUUGGGCUUAACUGAUCUAUACUGAUACCUUGAAUCACUCUGAUUUUGUAAGCUGUCCUCUCUGUGAACUCCUUUGGGUGUAGGGCACUUUCUGAUUGCACUUCCUUGAGUUACUGUGCCUCCCAUUGUUACUGUUUAAUCAUUUAAAGUAAACACAACUGUGUUUACUGAAAUAUGUGAAACUGAAAGUGGACUCAGUUCUGCAAAGUCUCCAGAACUUUUCUACAAGUUCUGGCUGAUUAGGAAAUUGAAGUACUUAUCGUAACUUCUUGGCAUUUGAGAGAACUGCUCUCCAGCUUGUUUUCAGCACCUAGCCCUGAGUCUGGUAUUAAGCAGCUUUCAAUAAGUGGUUGAAUGAAUGGCUGGCUGAAUGAAUGAACGGCUCAGCUGAGAAAUGUGACUUUAAGUCACCUGAUGUACUUGGGCCCCAGUUGCUGCAUGUGUAAAAUGAAGAGACGGGAUUAGAUCUUGAAUUUCCCUUCCAGCUUUGAAAUGCUGUGAUUGUACAUUAUGUUCUUUUCAGAUUCAGUCACAGUGCAAUCUUGAUGAUAUGUUUUAUCUAUUCACUUUUAACAUAGAUGAUGUUGUUGAGCAAUGUACAGUCCAGUUAUGAAGUUGGAAAAGAGAAAUGGUUUUAAAAAUUAAGUGAGCUGAGCUCAACUGAAGUGGUUUGGGUAGAAAUUUCUUGUGGUCAGUGUUUAUAGUCAUUUCAUUUUCACAGCUGUUGAAUUAAUUUUGUUUUUAAAACUUUUCAAACUCCAAAAAUAAUCUUUGGGACUAAGAAUAUAAAUGUUUCAUAAACUAAAUUAUUGAGAAGUAAACAUACUAAAAAAAAAAGUAUUUUACUGGUUUUAUUCCAGUGUUAUAUCCAGAAAUCAUAGAAUGAAUUUAGAGUUAAAUCUCAAUUAGAUGACUUUGGUCUAGAUUUAUGAAAAAUGUCAUGCUGCAUAAAGAGUUAGUCCACAAAACUCAUAAAGUUGUUUUUGGUGUGAUUAAUGAUUUGAAAAAAGGGGAAUUUUGCAAAAACUGAAUUUAAGAAAACUUUUUAGGAUAACCAUUUCCAGAAAGAUAGUUCCUAUAUAUCUUGAACAUUUUGUUUCUUUUUUUGCCUCAUGAAAUGAAAAUGUAUUAAUAGUUUCUGUAAGUUACCUAGCAACCUGAAAGUUUUUCAAAGAAUGGUCUGCUUACAUAUGCAGUGUGCUUAGCCCUGGUGUAAUUUCAGAAGGAUUUAUAAUAAAGCUUUGAAUUUUUCAAAAGGGUUGAUUGACAGCAGGUAUUCUCCCAAACAUAACCCUUCUCCUUGCCCAGUCUUUUUUUUUUUUUUAACCAUGCUUUCACUUUUUAUUUAUUUUUUGUUGUUUUUGUUAGCCCACCUAUCAGAUGGGAGAACUAAAAUUCAUUUAUUCUGGAAGUACUUGUUGGAAUUAUUUUUCUUCUGGUAUCUUGCUACUUUGCUUAAAAUGGACAAGAGACUUUUAAAAGAAAAGUUACUUUAAUCUUUUUUUUAUCUUUUGCCCAAAAUUGCUGGUUGUGACCAAUAGUCUUUUUGAAUGAAACUUUAGGCUUGUGCUUUAUUUAUAUCAGUAAUUCAGAAUAAUUAGGCUAUUUCUCAUAAUAGUGUAGGUAACAGAACAGAAUUUCACAUUUUCAUUUAUAGGCAUGUUCCACUAUAACUUCAAAAACAUACCAUUAAGCUAUGUAUAAAAUAUGUUUUAAUUCCCUAAUUCUAAUUUAUUGGUACCAAAGCUCUCUUUUGCUGUAGACAAUUAAGAGUGACCUUUUAAGUUAAUUUGCCUCCUUAACAGUUUUAGUCAAAUAUUUGGAGGGUGAGGAAUUUCAACUUUAAAGGUUCAUUGUAUCAUAUUAAGUGUCCAAUACUAUGAAUAGAUGUUCUAGGCAUUUGUAACAGUCAUUUUAAAAAUGAUAAUCUAGUCAUCUCAAGGAUCUCUAUAAUUCAAAAUAACUUUUUUGUAAUAGAAAAUUUCUUUACUCACCCAGUAGUAGGCUCCAGCAUAUUCAUUAUAUGUUAGCAAAUCAAACUUUGCUAGGUCGUAGACAAAAGAUUAUUUUUAAAUUGUCUUUGUUGGUUUGGGGGGAGGUCUCAAUUUUAAGUAAUAAAAUACUUGGUUUUGACUUAUCUUUUUAAAUUGCUGUUUUAAAAUAAGCACAAGAAUGUUGUGGUUCAGAUUAAUCUCUUAAAUGAUGAUUUCUUUUCUGUGUGAAGAGCAGUUUCUGUUCUUUUUUUCCUUUUGUUAAUGAAAUUUGCAGUAUUGAUUAAGGAGAAUGAAAUAAAAGUGUGCCUAAUUAUUUUUGCAAAUGGAUUCUGAUGAUUUUUUAUUCUCAUGGGUUCACUGCCCCUAAGUACACAUUUAUUAAUGGGGACAGUGCUAAAUUAAACUUAUAAUUCUUUUACUUACUUGAAAAUGCUGACAAUAAAAUAUAAAAAAGUCAAGAUUCCUACAUGAUUUUGCAAGGUAUCAUUACCCAGCACAUAUUAUGAAGUGGUGUUAUUUUAUUUUUGCAUUAACUACUUAUAAAC
Messenger RNA from Choloepus didactylus (southern two-toed sloth), 5524 nucleotides. It is a transcript of the gene GALNT4, whose product is annotated as polypeptide N-acetylgalactosaminyltransferase 4. Gene Ontology annotation, cellular component: Golgi apparatus. The record is from RefSeq and is a predicted model, not a curated record. The transcript has a single exon. The coding region runs from base 539 to 2287 and encodes 582 amino acids. Lineage: Eukaryota; Metazoa; Chordata; Mammalia; Pilosa; Megalonychidae.